GACAGGUGGAAAUUUUCUCAGAUUCUUGUCCUUGUACUACUAAAAUCAUCCAUAGCUAAAGAUGCAUCCAGACCUGUCUCCUCAUCUGCACACUGAAGAGUGUAAUCUAAUUAUCAGUCUGCUCAAGAAGUGUCACAAGGAGCACAACGUUCUGAAAUUUUUUGGCCAUUGCAAUGACAUUGACCGUGAGAUGCGAAAGUGCCUGAAGAAGGAGUAUGAAGCAAACAGGGCCAGGAACCGAGCGAAACGACAGAGGAUAAUUAAUGCUCACAAAACCUCAGAGCAGUGAGCUGUGCUGCAGCUGGACAGCAGCAGCUCCAUGGGGACAUUCACUUGGAAGUUGACAGAAUACUUCUGUUCCAUCACCAGUGUCCAGACCAUGGUUUGUGAAAUGGUAAAAAAUAAAUGCACCUAAUACAUCCUCAUUCACAGCGAGGCAAACAAUGUAGAAAAAAAUAAAUAUUAUAGAUCUCUCACAACUUAA
Acanthisitta chloris (rifleman) is the source of this 484-nucleotide messenger RNA. It is a transcript of the gene CMC2, whose product is annotated as C-x(9)-C motif containing 2. Gene Ontology annotation, cellular component: mitochondrion. Bases 62 to 289 code for a protein of 75 amino acids. Lineage: Eukaryota; Metazoa; Chordata; Aves; Passeriformes; Acanthisittidae. The record is from RefSeq and is a predicted model, not a curated record. The transcript is spliced from 3 exons.